CCCUGCAUCUUCCUCCUCCGUCUGUUCCGCUGCCACACGAAAACCCUAGCCGCCGCCGCCGCCGCAGAUCAUCUUGAGAUGGGAGGCAAGUGCCCGCACCGCAAGGUCAAGAAGCGCCGCCUCUCGCACAAGACGGCGCGUCGUGGCAAGUUCCUCCUCAAGGCCGACGAUGCCGUCUACGAGGAGCUCGUCAAGCUGGCCGACCAGGGGAAGGAUGCCGAAGCCAAGGAGCUCCCCGUAGACGAGGACCUUCCCGGCAUGGGACAGUUCUACUGCCUCCACUGCGACCGUUACUUUGCAAGCGAGAGCGUGAAGGAUGAGCACUACCGCUCAAAGCGCCACAAGAAAAGGGUGAAGGUAAUGUCUGGACCAGCUCCACACACGCAACUUGACGCGGAACUUGCUGCUGGAAUGGGAAUGCCUGACAAUGGCCUGAAGCUCAUGUCCAUGUGAAGGAACAAGGAACCUCUUGUUAGUUUCUUGCUGUCAUACAUCUGAAGAAGUUGCUUUGCUCAGUAGCUAAUGGAGUUAGUAGAUGGUGUUUAAUGUCCAAGACUUGUUCUAAGAGAGGCUUCAUCAGGAUGAGAGGGAUUUUGGGAGGGUCAGGGGUCAAUGCCUGUAUCAUGAAAUCAGUUACCGAUCAACGAUAAUGGUCUUUAUCAUUUGGCUGCAGAUCGAUCGUGUGUUGUCUAUGAAAUAGAAGUUGGCUUUACAGGCUAUUUGGUUUGAUGGACAAACUUUA
This is a messenger RNA of Panicum hallii, 742 nucleotides long. Its product is annotated as zinc finger protein 593 homolog. Gene Ontology annotation, molecular function: nucleic acid binding; zinc ion binding. The transcript has 3 exons. Bases 79 to 453 code for a protein of 124 amino acids. Lineage: Eukaryota; Viridiplantae; Streptophyta; Magnoliopsida; Poales; Poaceae. The record is from RefSeq and is a predicted model, not a curated record.